This is a messenger RNA of Apaloderma vittatum (bar-tailed trogon), 1122 nucleotides long. Its product is annotated as phosphatidylinositol-binding clathrin assembly protein-like. The record is from RefSeq and is a predicted model, not a curated record. NCBI's taxonomy places the organism in Eukaryota, Metazoa, Chordata, Aves, Trogoniformes, Trogonidae. Gene Ontology annotation, molecular function: phosphatidylinositol-4,5-bisphosphate binding; 1-phosphatidylinositol binding; clathrin heavy chain binding. Gene Ontology annotation, biological process: clathrin coat assembly; synaptic vesicle budding from presynaptic endocytic zone membrane; clathrin-dependent endocytosis. Gene Ontology annotation, cellular component: extrinsic component of presynaptic endocytic zone membrane; synaptic vesicle; clathrin-coated pit. The annotation marks the transcript as partial. The transcript is spliced from 11 exons.
UACAGUGCACAAAUGAAAUGAAUGUGAAUAUUCCACAGCUGGCAGACACGCUCUUUGAAAGAACUGCAAACAGUAGCUGGGUUGUAGUGUUCAAAGCUCUAAUUACAACACACCACCUCAUGAUGUAUGGAAAUGAGCGCUUUAUCCAGUAUCUUGCAUCCCGAAACACUUUGUUCAAUUUAAAUAACUACCUGGACAAAAGUGCCAUGCAGGGCUAUGAUAUGUCUACCUUCAUUAGGCGAUAUAGCAGAUACUUGAAUGAAAAAGCACUUUCAUAUAGGCUUGUAGCAGUUGACUUCACCAAAAUGAAAAGAGGGAUAGAUGGAGUGAUGAGAACCAUGAAUGCUGAAAAGCUUCUGAAAACCCUUCCAAUCAUACAGAACCAGCUUGAUGCACUACUUGAUUUUGAUGCAAAUCCAAAUGAACUAACAAAUGGUGUUAUAAAUGCUGCCUUUAUGCUCCUCUUUAAAGAUUCCAUUAGGCUUUUUGCAGCGUACAAUGAGGGGAUUAUUAAUCUUUUAGAAAGAUAUUUUGAUAUGAAGAAGAACCAGUGCAAAGAAGGCUUGGAUAUUUACAAAAAAUUUCUAGCCAGAAUGACCAAAUUGUCAGAAUUCCUCAAAGUAGCAGAACAAGUUGGAAUUGACCAGGGUGACAUUCCAGAUCUUACUCAGGCACCCAGCAGCUUGCUUGAAGCACUGGAACAGCAUCUGGCUUCUGUGGAGGGAAAGAAGACAAAAGAAGUCUCUGCUGCCAGCAGAGCUAGUGCCCUAUCCAGUGCUGUUUCCACACUUGCCAAUACAGGAAUGUCGUUUAGCAGGAUGGAUGAGAAAGAAAAGCAGCAGGCAUUGGAAGAAGAACAAGCUAGACUGCAGGCACUUAAGGAGCAGCGAUUAAGAGAGAUUUAUGUAGUACCAAGUUCCACUUCUACAUCAGCAUCACCAAGCACCUUAUCAGGAAAAAGUGUGAAUACAACUGUAGCUGCUGACAUCUUUGCAGUAUCAGCACCCACAACGAAUAGCAUGCCCAACCUUUCUAGUGAUCUUUUUGAUCUUCAGCCUGCGUUUGUUCCAACUGUGCAGAGUACUCCAGCUAUAUCAACAUCGGCAAGCAGUGCUUGGGGAG